Messenger RNA from Galdieria sulphuraria, 1276 nucleotides. RefSeq names its product glycylpeptide N-tetradecanoyltransferase/ myristoyltransferase. Bases 4 to 1242 code for a protein of 412 amino acids. Gene Ontology annotation, cellular component: cytoplasm. NCBI's taxonomy places the organism in Eukaryota, Rhodophyta, Bangiophyceae, Galdieriales, Galdieriaceae. The record is from RefSeq and is a predicted model, not a curated record. Gene Ontology annotation, molecular function: glycylpeptide N-tetradecanoyltransferase activity. Gene Ontology annotation, biological process: N-terminal peptidyl-glycine N-myristoylation. The transcript has a single exon.
AAUAUGUCAAGCCCUGAGAUUACUCAACUUAUUCGUCAACUUACAAUCCAGUCUCCUGACAGAGAAGAGUUAUCCACCGGUAGUAUACAUAAGUUUUGGAGUACUCAGCCAGUUCCUCAGUUGGAAGAACAGACCAUUGCUUUAGAUGAAGGCCCUAUUGAACCUAACAAGGAUCCUGAGGACAUUCGUAAGCAACCCUAUACAUUAUUGCCACAAUUUGAGUGGACAGAGUGUGAUAUUGAGAAUCAGGAGGAAUUGGAAGAACUGUAUCAACUUUUGAAUGCAAAUUAUGUGGAAGAUGAGGAUGCCAUGUUUCGUUUUGAUUAUAGUGGUUCUUUUCUUUAUUGGGCUUUAAGAGCGCCUGGUUGGAGAAAAGAUUGGCACGUUGGUGUACGAACAGUUUCUAGUAAACGCCUUGUGGCUUUUAUUAGUGCCAUUCCUUCGAUGAUAUAUAUUAAGGGACAACAAUUACAAGUGGUAGAAAUCAACUUUCUUUGUAUUCAUAAAAAGUUGAGAAACAAACGACUAGCACCAGUUUUAAUCAAAGAAAUUACGAGAAGAGUCAAUCGAAGCGGUAUAUUUCAAGCAGUUUAUACAGCUGGUGUAGUUCUUCCUCGUCCAGUUGCUCGUUGUCGCUAUUAUCAUCGUUCUUUGAAUCCGAAAAAGUUGAUACAAGUUGGAUUCUCUCGUUUAGGACCUCGAAUGACACUUAGUCGAACUAUCAAAUUGUAUGCGCUUCCUGAAGACAUUACCAUUGUAGGAUUGGAACCUUUAAGUUUGCAACAUGUAUCUUCUGCACGUGACUUGCUUGAACAAUAUUUGAAAAGAUUCAAGUUUUCUAUUUCAUUUUCAUUGGAAGAAUUUUCUCAUUGGUUCCUACCGAGGAAGAAUGUCAUCUAUAGCUAUAUUUUAAAGAAUGAAAAUGGUAUGGUGACCGAUUUGAUAAGUUUCUAUGAGUUACCUUCGACUGUUAUUAAACAUGAGAAAUAUAAGAGUUUAAGAGCAGCUUAUUCAUUUUAUAAUGUUGCAACAAGUGUACCUUUAGAGUCUCUGAUGCAGAAUGCGUUGAUAUUAGCAAAACAAGAAGGCUUCGAUGUAUUCAACGCUUUAGAUUUGAUGGAAAAUGAAACUUUUUUUAAACAACUAAAAUUUCAUCCUGGCGAUGGUUUUCUACAUUAUUAUUUAUACAAUUGGCGAUGCUGGACUUUGUCUCCUUCAGAGUUGGGUUUAGUACUUUUAUAGGAAACACUAUGAAAAGAAAUGAUAAAUGUUGGCU